Molecule: messenger RNA, 2656 nt
Organism: Penaeus monodon (black tiger shrimp)
Lineage: Eukaryota; Metazoa; Arthropoda; Malacostraca; Decapoda; Penaeidae
Product: locomotion-related protein Hikaru genki-like
Exons: 12
Coding region: 575-2119 (514 amino acids)
Source: RefSeq, a predicted model, not a curated record
UGGUGUGCGGGUGUGUGGCUCUGCGCUCCCGCCUCCCCGGACUUGAGUUUCCCAGGCUCCACCUGUGCCGAGUCCUCUAUAGGAAAGCGAAGUGUUUGUGGAAAGCUCUUACGAGUAUGUGACCUUACAUGCACACUCGGGCAGAAAUUGUGCGGUGCUGGAAAUUCAUUUCGAUAAAUAAGUGUCAUGUUUACUACAAGCAGCAUGUGGUGACUUCUAUAACGGGUUUCCCGUGUGACGUAUCAAACAACUGGCAAUAAUAUGGUAAAAUGCACCUUAGUGAGAGAAAACUUUUUAAUAACAGAAUCUGUCUCGUGAACGCCAAGAUAACAGAGGAUAGUCGAGACAUAACAGGCAUGCAAAGAAACUAGAGAUUCUGACAUGACAUCACUCUGACCAACCCAAACGAAUGCAGUGCUUUCAAACAACCCUGUAAACUUACCGUAUCUACCAGUGCUUGCGAGUGUCUCUGUGCUUUGAAACAUGUUCUUCGCCUCCGUCCUCGCGUGAACACCCAAGAACAAGAAGAACGAAGAACACACCCUUCAGAACGUCACGCCCCGUCAGCGCCGCCAUGAACGAGGCGGUGACCUGGACCGUGCCGAUCGCCCUGGCACUCGGGGCUCUGCUGCACCACGGUUGCCGCGGCGAGGGCUGUCCUCCGCCUACUCACACCUUCAACUUCUCUGUGCUUCCCGUCGCCGACCACACCGACCAAGUGCAGGAAGUCAUGUUCAUGGGUGUGGUCGGCCCCUUCGACGAGAAACGCGUGUGCAAAAUUAAGUGCGUGGACGGCCGGUGGGUGGGUCCUCUCUGCUCCAUGCAACACGAUUCCGGUCGCUUCCAGUCCAUGUUCAGGCCGUGUCACGUUCACAACAUACCCAAACACACCGUCAUCACAUACAAGGAUCGCCAAAUCACGCCGUCGCCGGAGCUGGAGUUCCCUCACGAGUCGGUGAUCUCGGGGCGCUGCGAGGAGCCGGGCAGAUUCAAGCUCCUGGGGGACUCGAGACUCACCUGCAACAACGCUAAAUGGAAAGGACGAUUCCCUGUCUGCAUACAUACCAACCACUUCACCAACUAUUCGGAUGACGCCCCGCCUGCCCUGGAGUGGUCGGUGGCAGGCGGGCAGGGCAUGCUCGACGUCGCAGGCUCACUCGUGCUGCUCCCGGGCUCCAUCCUGCACCUGGACUGCCUGUAUCCUCGACUGCACGGGAACCCCACCUGGGCCUGGACGUCCAGCUAUCGACAGUAUCCAACAGGCUGGGCUAUAAGCAGGCUGGAGAGAGAACUACGCUACAGGCUGUCUCUUUACUACGCUAAGCCAGAUGACAGCGGAACCUUCACCUGUUCAGCCCCCACUGGUCAUGACAACUAUUUGCAUAUCCUCGUGAAAGGCGUGAGCUGCCCUCCCAUAGCAGGCGACGGCGUUCUCGAGGUACACGGAGAUAGCGUCGGGCUAGGGACAACGAUCACCUUCUCGUGCCCUCUGGGUUAUUACCUCAACGGAGCGGGACAACUCACCUGUCUGCCCUCAGGAGAGUGGUCGAGCGUCCCGCCCAGGUGCCUCGUGGUGCAGUGCCCCGUGUUGGCACCCGACGACCCUCGCCUGCAGCUGGAAGAAUCCAACACCACGUACACGGGCUCGGCGCAGUUCUCGUGCGUGCCCGGCUUCAAGCUGGUCGGGCAUCGCGUCGUCCACUGCACCGCCAAUGGCACUUGGUCCCACGAUUUGCCGUUGUGCAAAGAGGUGCUGUGUCGCGCCGUCCGGAGCCCCGAUCACGGACAGGUGACCGGCGCGACGAUCACCAGGAAGGUCGGAGAGGCCAUAACGUACACCUGCGACGCCGGAUAUGUAGUUCGUGGACACUCCCUGGCCUUCUGCACUCAGGAGGGGUCGUGGUCGCACCCGCCGCCCCAGUGCGUGGAGUCGUGCGCACACCCCGGCGAGCCCCAGCACGGCCACGUUUCGCCCCGUCGGCCCCGGUACCACAUCGGCGCCACCGUCCUGGUCACUUGCCGCCCAGGUUACCGGCCAGCUGGUCCCGACCGCCUUACCUGCCUUCACACCCGCCGCUGGUCCUCGCCCGUCACCCGCUGCGUCCCGUCCUUCGGCUGAGGGAUCCCCGCGCCCCUUUUCCCUUCUGCGACCCUGCCAGAGGAUGAAAAGCCACUAGUUCCGGGUUGCGUCUCUUUGGACAAAGGCGGCUCUGCUUCCGGGUUAUGUGUCUUUGGAUCAAAUAAACACUAAUUGCUGGUUGUGUCUCUUUGGAUGAAAGAAGCACUAGUUCCGUGUUCUGUGUCUGUGUGUCCUAAGGGCGCGAGGUGCGUGAGCCUGGCUUGGCGGAUGGCAUCAAAAUGUGGAGAUCGUGUGGUCCCUUUCCCUGAGGGUGUAGAUGCGUUUAUGAUUUUACUGUGGCGCUUCCCCUCUUUCCCUUUUCUCCCACCCUUGAUCUCCCCUCACAAUACUAUUAACGCAUCCACCAACUUUCCUUCUGCUGCCUGCUGCCCUUUGACCUCACUGCCCGUCUGGUUCCCCCUUGGAUUUUCGUCUUGUCGAGCUCUCAUAAUUCCCUCUUCAUAACUCCUCCCUUCCCAUGACUCCUCCCCUUUUAUAAGUCCUCCCUUUUCAGAAUUCCUCCUUACGCAUAACCCC